Molecule: messenger RNA, 1232 nt
Organism: Dreissena polymorpha
Lineage: Eukaryota; Metazoa; Mollusca; Bivalvia; Myida; Dreissenidae
Product: putative nuclease HARBI1
Exons: 6
Coding region: 78-1103 (341 amino acids)
Source: RefSeq, a predicted model, not a curated record
CACCUGUUUUUUGCGAUAUUUUGCUUAAAACAUGCGAUCACACAAACCCAGUCGCAGACGGUAAAAAAAAAUUCAAUAUGGCCGACGUGUUGUUUUUUUUUAUGGAAAAUAACGCGAGAAGGACAGAGCGGGAGUUCCGGCCCCGUCUGGAGAUAGGCGGGGUUCGCGAUAUCGACUUUGUGAAUCGGUAUCGGGUAAACAGAACCACCGCACAGGAGCUAGUGGAGCUUCUGGGGCAGGAUCUUGCCAGAUCCGAACGUGGCGGAAAAACAAUUUCGCCAGAGACCAAGAUCCUCGUCAGCCUAAGAUUUCUUGCGAAAGGGGCAUUCUAUUCUGAACUAGCCGACACCCAUGGCAUCAGUCGCUCGAGCGUGUCCAGAACUGUGCAUAACUUUGUGGAGUCUGUCAACAACAACCUGGACAAUAUUAGGUUUCCAAUCGACAGAGAAGAUGUUGUAAAAGAGAAGAGGGCAUUUUACAACAAAUGUAGACUUCCGAAUCUUGUUGGAGCAGUGGAUGGGACCUUAAUCCCAAUCACUACUCCAACUGUAGAUGAGGAAGUCUACGUUUGUCGAAAAGGUUACCACGCCAUCAACUGCCAGGCGAUUGUAAACACAAGCUUGAAGUUCAUUAGUGUUGUGGCGAAAUGGCCGGGCUCUACCCAUGAUGGAGCGGUAUUUGAAAAUUCAAGAAUUAAGGGACAUCUUGAUGCUACAGCAAAUGUAGUUCUUCUGGGCGAUAGUGGAUAUGCCCUGAGCCCCUCCCUACUCACCCCCAUAAUGAAUCCCCGUUCCCAACAGGAAGAGCGGUACAACCGCAGACACAAGAUGGGUCGGGAAGUUGUGGAACGGGGAUUCGGGAUAUUGAAGUCCAGAUUCAGAUGUCUACAUCGAUCAGGGGGUGUUUUGCCAUACAAGCCCCAUCAGUGUGCGGCCUUGUUUGUAGCGUGCUGCCGGCUGCACAAUCUGCUGAUGGACAAUGGGGAGGAGCAGGAAGUGGAUGCCGAUGUCAUUGAGGAGGAUGACAACAAUGAUGACCCUGUCGAAGUUGUACUGAAUCAGCGUGGUGCUGCUGUUCGAGAUUAUUAUGUAAACCUAAAUUAACAUUCGUGAAGAUAAAACAAAAUAGUUGGACCUAUUGUUUGUUAAAACGUAAAUUAAAAUGUUUCUUUUUUUAGUUCGCCUUUUUUAAUACGUUGUGGUAGCCUUGUCAUUUACAAAAGUUUUUUUUUU